AUGUCCCAAUCCAUUACAUCACAGCAGCCAGGUCUCCAUCGUACAGACUCGGAUGGAAUAUCCAAGGAGCCUCACAUGGCACCUACAUCGACAAACAUAUCUAUUAGUCCAGAGUUGUUUGAAAAAUUGUACUUGGGACCAAAGACCCCACAUGCCACAGACAAUGCUGCGAAGUAUGCGAACGCUGGUGCAUUGGGGUUUCUCGGAUUCGUGCUCGCAACCAUGACUUUUUCCAUGAUAUUAAUGGGUUGGGGCGGCGCAAAUGGAGCGCAAGCCGUGGCAGGUAUCUUUUUCUUCACAGGCCCAGUACUGCUUGGUCUCUCAACCAUAUUCCUUUGGAUCCAGGGGCAGUUCUACAACAUGUUAGUUUGUGGGCUAUUUACAGUGUUCUGGCUGUCUUUUGGCAUGCUGCAAUUGCCAACUCUCGAGCUCGCAACCGCUUACUCUAGCACUGGAAAUGCAGCAGAAGGUGCUGCGUCGAAAGAGAUGAAUGCGGCUAUCGCCCUAUACCUCAUAGUGUGGGGUUUUAUCCUGCUCACAUUCUUCAUUUUCUCGAUCCGCAUCAACGCGGUACUUUCGGUCAUCUUUUUGCUUGUCACUGUGGGCGCCUGGGUUCUAAGUGGAGCCUAUUGGGCAGUCAGCAAUGGAGACUUCGAGAAGGCUUCACGGUUGCAGAAGGCUGGUGGUGCUUGCCUUUUCAUCUGUGGUCUGCUUGGUUGGUACAUGCUUAUUGUGAUCAUGGCCGCAGAGAUGCGGUGGAGUGUCGCUUUGCCUGUGGGAGAUUUAAGCAAGUACUGGGAAAGUACGGAUAUCUCGCUCAGAGACAUGGAGAAUGGGAAGAAAGACUAG
Messenger RNA from Plenodomus lingam JN3, 849 nucleotides. RefSeq lists its product as uncharacterized. The record is from RefSeq and is a predicted model, not a curated record. NCBI's taxonomy places the organism in Eukaryota, Fungi, Ascomycota, Dothideomycetes, Pleosporales, Leptosphaeriaceae.